Messenger RNA from Mustela erminea (ermine), 543 nucleotides. Its product is annotated as interleukin-3-like. The record is from RefSeq and is a predicted model, not a curated record. Gene Ontology annotation, cellular component: extracellular region. The transcript is spliced from 5 exons. Bases 63 to 491 code for a protein of 142 amino acids. Gene Ontology annotation, molecular function: growth factor activity; interleukin-3 receptor binding. NCBI's taxonomy places the organism in Eukaryota, Metazoa, Chordata, Mammalia, Carnivora, Mustelidae. Gene Ontology annotation, biological process: immune response.
UGGAUGCUUCAGAACGCCACAAGGGACCAGGACAAGACAGAAUACACCCUACCAGCCCGAACAUGAACAGCCUCCCCGUCCUGCACUUUCUCCUGCUCCUGCUUGGACUGCAAGCCCCGCAGGUCCAGGGGCGGUCCUUGCUGACAUACCCGCCUCAGCAAAACUUCAAGAUGAUCAGUGAAAUUAUAGACAUCUUAAACAGUUCACCCUCGCCUGCAGAAGAAACCUUGGACCCAAAUGAGACAAAUACCCUGCUGAACACUACCCUUCUGAGGCCAAACCUGAAUGCAUUCUUGAAUGCUACCAAAUAUUUCUACAGCAAUGAAUCACUUAUCUGGAAAAAUCUUAAGGAAUUCCUGCCACUCCUGCCGACUCCCACACCCACGGGAGAACCAAUCUCUAUUGGGAAUAACUGGAGUGAUUUCCAAAAGAAGCUGAAAAAGUAUCUGGAAACCCUUGAUAACUUUCUGAAUUUCAAGAACAACCACUGAGUCCUGGAAUUAUCAGUCUGAUGUCUCUUGUCUCUGGACCUUGGAUGUCAGA